This is a messenger RNA of Cordyceps fumosorosea ARSEF 2679, 1020 nucleotides long. RefSeq lists its product as hypothetical. The record is from RefSeq and is a predicted model, not a curated record. The coding region runs from base 1 to 1020 and encodes 339 amino acids. The transcript is spliced from 2 exons. Lineage: Eukaryota; Fungi; Ascomycota; Sordariomycetes; Hypocreales; Cordycipitaceae.
AUGCAGUUCUCUACCCUCGUCAUCAUUCUCUCGCUGAGCAGCGCUGGUUUCGCUGCCCCGUCCUCUGUGAGCAACAGUUCAUCCGCCGCGCCUCCUCGGCGCCAGGGCCUCACCGCCAAGCGUGCGGCCAACCAGCGCCGCUUCGACUCCGCAUUCUGCGGCGUGGAGUCGGACAACUUCUUCCUCGACUGCCAGGCCGCCGGCGGGGACCUCAACUCGUGCAACAUCGACGCCGACUCGGUCUUCAACGACUGCCUUGAUGGCUUCAUCGCCAAGAAGCGCGCGGCUGCCGCCAAGCGCGACGCUGACGAGCACCAGAACCACCGCCGCUUCGACGAAGCCUUCUGCGGCGUGGAGUCGGACAACGAAUUCCUCGACUGCCGGGCCGUGGGCGGCGACAUUGACUCGUGCAACAUCAAUGCCGACCUGGUCUUUAACGACUGUCUAGAUGGCAUCCUCACUAAGCGCGAUGCUACUAAAGGUGGAAAAAAUGCUAAGCGCGAGAAUCACCGCCGCUUUGAUGAAGCCUUCUGCGGUGGGGAGUCGGACAACUUCCUCCUCGACUGCCUGGCCACCGGCGGCGACCUCAACUCGUGCAACAUCGACGCCGAUUCAGUCUUCAACGACUGCCUUGCUGGCUUCAUCGCUAAGCGUGAUCCUACGAAGCGCGAUGCCGCCACGGACAGGCACGAGAAUCACCGCCGCUUCGACGUCGACUUCUGCACCGACGAGUCGGACAACUUCUUCGCUGACUGCCAGGCCGCCGGCGGGGAUCUCAACUCGUGCAACAUUGACGCUGACUCCGUCUUUAACGACUGCCUGGACGGCUUCAUCGCCAAGAAGCGCGAUGCUGCUGCCGAGCACGAGAACCACCGCCGCCUGGACGCCGCCCUUUGCGCGCAAAAGUCGGACGACUUCUUCUUCAAGUGCCAGGCUGCUGCCCUGGCCGACGGCAAGGACACGGCCCUGUGCUUCAGCGACGCUGAUGCGGUCCGCAACGACUGCUUGAACGCGUCGUGA